CUGAAACGCUAAUCGAUAGAGCAGUUUCGUUAACUUCGUUGGGUGGUCAAUAUGGAAACCAGAAACCAACAGAAUUUCUUUGUUUAACUCUAAAAUUAUUACAAUUACAACCAAGUAAAGAAAUUAUUAUAGAAUUUAUUAAGAACGAGGAAUAUAAGUAUUUGAGAGCUCUUGGUGCAUUUUACUUAAGACUUGUUGGAACGUCACUGGAAAUUUAUCAAUAUCUUGAACCAUUAUUAAAUGACUAUCGAAA
Molecule: messenger RNA, 253 nt
Organism: Racocetra fulgida
Lineage: Eukaryota; Fungi; Glomeromycota; Glomeromycetes; Diversisporales; Gigasporaceae
Source: the annotation of a GenBank genome assembly